This is a messenger RNA of Fomitiporia mediterranea MF3/22, 772 nucleotides long. RefSeq lists its product as uncharacterized. The transcript is spliced from 6 exons. The record is from RefSeq and is a predicted model, not a curated record. Lineage: Eukaryota; Fungi; Basidiomycota; Agaricomycetes; Hymenochaetales; Hymenochaetaceae. Bases 91 to 441 code for a protein of 116 amino acids. Gene Ontology annotation, biological process: mitochondrial electron transport, NADH to ubiquinone.
AACAUCCAAACUAACAACAUUCUUCUUCAUCCAUCCAUAUCUACUUCCUCCGCGUCACCUUGGACUUAGAUACUCGCGGGUGAGGGAAAGAUGUCCUCAUCACUCGCCUCACAAGCUGUCUCGCCAUUCAGUGCAGCGCACAGAUUCUACGUCAAGUCGUUGUACAAACGAUACUUGAAGAACGAGCUGGACUGGACGAUUAAUCGACAGCUCUGGCGGUGGAAGGCGAUGAAGAUUCGGGCUGAGUUUGAGCGGAAUCGGAACGUACACGACCCGCGCGCGCUUGCCGCUAUUUUGGAAAAAGCAGAGGCAGACCUUACUGAUAGGAAGCAUCCGGAUCCAUACAUUUCGCCUGGGUCGCCUGGUGGUUCGAAGUGGGAACGUAACAUUCCGCCGCCCAUUGCACCUAUCUACGACCACGAAGCGGAUCCCCAUCACUAGAGUAAUCAUUGGUAUUCGAUUCGCGAAUCAUAAGUAAACUAUCACAAGAUGGUUAUGUGCAUAAACAGAUCUCAGAUAUCACAGUUGCAGAACAGGGUGCGAAGUAUUCAGCACAAUCAAGGACGUAUUGAGCGGCACUCCUUUGUGGUCAGAGCUUCGAUAUCGAUAUGAUAAAGCCGGUUAGAGCGCUAAUAUCUGAGGGGGUCUAAGAGUAUCUUUCUGCUUGUCAUCAGAGUCGCCAUAACAAUUGGAUUUGAGCGGUGCUUGGCCAGACUUGCAGCUUUUGGAGAGAAGAGAUAUGACGCACAUCUGAGCGUCUUUGUUAAAAUGA